Aphis gossypii (cotton aphid) is the source of this 1681-nucleotide messenger RNA. RefSeq lists its product as uncharacterized. Bases 411 to 1220 code for a protein of 269 amino acids. The record is from RefSeq and is a predicted model, not a curated record. Lineage: Eukaryota; Metazoa; Arthropoda; Insecta; Hemiptera; Aphididae. The transcript has 6 exons.
UUAUAGUAUAUUAUUCGCAACGAGAUAUUUAAUUGUCGUCUGCGGCGGCCAUUGUCUCGCCCGCGUGAAAACGCACCGGGCCACGCGGAUGUGAUCGCCGACCCAAAGCGUCCGCCGAGUCCUUAGCGCCGUCGACUUAAAACAGUCGCGUAGCAUACGGUCCACCGUUAUUCUUCGGCCGUACGGAUUUCGCGUGACUGCGUAAAAAAAAAACGGACUCGCGUAUUUUAGCGUACAUAUCGCACUAUCGCAGGACAUCUCAUCAUUAUUAUAAGUCGUACAUAUACGUUUUGUAUAACGACUGCAGUAGAAAUACUAUUAAUUGUUGUUGUUGCUGUUGUUGCGCGGAAAAAAAAACAAUAACGCUAUUACAAUUUUUAACAUAAUAUUAUAUAGUAUACGGUUAUAAGAUGAACGACAAGUACGUCGUAUUCGGCUGGUUUGUUGUCUGGACGAUGGAAUCAUUCAUAUCGCCGAACAUUUUCGUUCACUCCGCCGACGGACCGGGCGACGAAUACACGUACACAGAUCUAUGUUUUCGGGACGACCCAAAAAUAGACGUUUGCAUCCGCAAAAGAAUUAACGACGUGGUCGAGCAAUUCCAUAAAGGUAAUGAUGAAUUUGGUUUACGUGAAUUUGAUCCAUUGCCUUUGGACAAUCCGUUACAUUUUGAACAUAAAGCUCGACUGAUUGGUGGAAAAAUUUCAGUUAAGAAUAUGAUGACUGAAGGUUUAACAACAGUAAAAUUGUUAUCGCUCAGAUCAAAACUUCAAAACCCAAAUAAAAUGGAAGUGGGAUUCACCGGGAACUUCAAAAACUUAUUAAGCUCUGGUCAAUAUCAGUUCAAAGGAUAUUUGGGACGUAUGCCGAUAAACGCCAACGGCCGAUACAACAUAACAUUCAAAAACGUCGAGACAAGCUAUGUAUUGAAGGCAAAGGUGAAAAAUAUGGAAAACAGUACGUUCGUACAGCUCGAAAGUUUUCGCUCGCAUCCGCCGAAAUUCGGUGAAAUUAAAAUCUUUGCCAGUGAUUUGGUGCCAGGAAACGCGGUGUUGAACCGAGUGGCGUUGCGGUUUGUAAAUCAGUACGCGAUACAAAUAACCGACGAACUUUAUCCGGCCGUGGGACCUGUACUCGACAACAUUCAAAUGGACAUGUGCAACAAGAUGUUGUCAAUGUAUCCCUUCGACAUUUGGCUUCCACCCACCAGAACACAUUGAUGAUUUGUUUUUUUUUUUUGUUAUCUUGGUGUAAAAGUUAGAUUUCUCAGCAUAAAGUUUGAUUUAUGUAAUAAUAAAUUAAAUUUUUCUGCCUUUACAUCAAAUUAUCAAUUUUAGGUCAGCUUUUUGGCCUCAAGAGUUUUUUCUUUUAUGUUGCGGUAGUUUUAACGAUUUUCAUCAAUUUUAUUCUUUAUUUAUUUAUUAAUUAUUUAUUGUAUUUUUUUUUUUUGUAUUUUAUCGACAUUUGUUUAAAUUUUAAAGUUUAAAACAACUUUUUUACAAUUGAUAAGUACAUAAACAAAUUAAACAAUUUUUAUUUAUUUAUUUUCCUUUUGUACAUAAACAUGAAAAAUAGUAUUUUUCCUUAGUAAGAUUUGAUAAUUUUUCAUAUUUUAACUUUAUUAACAUGUUAAAACAUAUUUUAGUGUAGUCACAUACAUUUUCAAUGAAUUAUAAGCACA